Dendrobium catenatum is the source of this 2015-nucleotide messenger RNA. RefSeq names its product potassium channel KOR2-like. The record is from RefSeq and is a predicted model, not a curated record. The transcript has 12 exons. Gene Ontology annotation, biological process: potassium ion transport; transmembrane transport. Gene Ontology annotation, cellular component: membrane. Gene Ontology annotation, molecular function: protein binding; voltage-gated potassium channel activity. The coding region runs from base 28 to 2004 and encodes 658 amino acids. Lineage: Eukaryota; Viridiplantae; Streptophyta; Magnoliopsida; Asparagales; Orchidaceae.
AUCCAUCCCAAUGAUAGAUGGUAUUGUAUGUGGGUGAACUUUGUAUUGGUGUGGCGUAUAUACUCGGCCUUUGUUACGCCAUUGGAGUUCGGCUUCUUCAGAGAGCUGACGGAUAAAAUGACAUUAAUUGAUGGGUUGAGCAUAGUCAUCUUCCUCGUGGAUAUGCUGCUUAACUUCUUCGUCGCAUAUAGAGAUCCUCACAGCAAUAAAAUGGUGUACAAUCAACACAGUAUUGCCAUACAGUAUGGAUCGGGAGAUUUCAUUAUAGACCUCCUUGGAUGCAUGCCAUGGGAUGCCAUAUACAAGGGGACAGGAAGAAGAGAAAUGGUUAGGUAUCUUAUGUGGACAAGACUGUAUCGUGUGAGAAAAAUUAACCAUUUCUUCAUAAAGAUAGAGAACGACAUCCGCAUCAAUUACUUAUACGUUAGGAUUGUGAAGCUUAUUACUGUACAGUUAUAUAGUGUACAUACAGCUGCAUGCAUCUUCUACUACCUUGCAACAACUAUGCCGCCGGAGCAAGAAGAUUACACAUGGAUUGGAAGUCUAAAGUUGGGAGAUUACAGCUAUAUGAACUUCAGGGAUAUGAAUUUUUCAAAGCUUUACAUUACCUCUCUCUACUUCAUUUCCAUCACCAUGGCUACCAUAGGAUAUGGUGACAUACAUGCUGUGAAUACUAGAGAGAUGGUUUUUCUCAUCAUAUAUGUAUCAUUUAACAUGAUUCUUGGGGCUUAUUUAAUUGGUAACAUGACAGCUUUGAUAGUCAAGGGUUCAAAGACUGAAAGAUUUAGGGAUGAGAUGACCAAUAUAACACGGUACAUGGAUAGAACUAAUCUAAGUAAUGAGAUCAGAAACCAGAUUAAAAGCCACUUGAGAUUGCAAUAUGAAUGCAGUAGAACUAAAAGUGGCUUUAUUGACGGCAUUCCAGAGGCUGUAAAAGCCAAGUUAUCGCAGUCCUUGUAUUUUGAGAUAGUUCAGAAAGUUCCACUCUUCAAAGGAUGUUCAGAUAAUUUCUUGAAUCAGAUUGUAAUGAAACUGACGGAAGAGUUCUUUCUACCAGGAGAAGUGAUACUUGAACAAGGGACUGCUGUGGAUCACAUAUACAUUAUAUCUCAUGGCUCUCUGGAGGAGGUGCUAAUAGGAGAAAAUAGAUCAGUGGAAUUGAUAUCAGAAAUUUUGCCUUCUGAUUUAUUUGGUGAAGUUGCAGCACUGUGCAAUAUUCCACAGUCAUACACUGUUCGCGUUAUCAAACUAUGCAGAAUACUAAAAAUUCAAAAAGAAAAUCUGAGCAGUAUUUUACAACUUUAUGUCAAAGAUAGCUAUCAAAUACUCAGAAACCUGCUUGAGGGAAACGAGAUUGAUCUAGACAAAAAGCCGUUGGUAUCAGAGAUAUCCUUCCUAAUCACAAAAAGAGAGGCAGAGCUUUCAAUGGGAGUAAGAAGUGCGGCUUAUAAUGGAGAUUUUUAUCAUCUCAAGGGUUUAACUGAUGCAGGAGCAGAUCCUAACAUAAAGGAUUAUGAUGGAAGAACUACAAUUCACAUCGCUGCAUCAAGAGGACAUGAAGAUAUUGUGAAGUUCCUUAUUCAAAGAAAAGCAGAAGUCAAUUUCCUUGAUAAAUUUGGGAAUUCGCCAUUAUUAGAGGCUGUGAAGGCAGGUCAUGAGGAAAUUGCUAAGCUGCUUUUGGAGAACGGAGCAGUUCUGAACCUGGAAGAUUCUGGCACAUAUCUUUGCAAAUUAGCAGCAGAUAACAAAGUUGACAUAUUGCAAAGGUUGUUGAAGUAUGGAGUUGAUCCAAAUUGUCAGAAUUAUGACCAGAGGACUCCACUUCAUGUUGCAGCAGCAGCAGGCUUACAUUUAGUUGCCGGAGUUUUGAUUGAAUUCGGAGCUAAUGUUCUUGCCAAAGAUAGGUGGGGAAAUACUCCUCUUGAUGAAGGCCAAAGAAGUGGAAAUAAACCAGUUGUUGAGAUUCUGGAAUAUGCCAGAGAAAAUGCGCAAAUGCAUUUUUAGUUGAUGAACAG